This is a messenger RNA of Colletotrichum navitas, 918 nucleotides long. RefSeq lists its product as uncharacterized. The transcript has 2 exons. The coding region runs from base 180 to 719 and encodes 179 amino acids. Lineage: Eukaryota; Fungi; Ascomycota; Sordariomycetes; Glomerellales; Glomerellaceae. The record is from RefSeq and is a predicted model, not a curated record.
UAUUCCAACCAAUAAGAUAGUUCCGGAUGCCGGCAAUGGUGCGCAGAUAGGUGGGAGCUGGUUUGCAUGUUAACAGUGAAGGGGAUCCUAUGGGUGUGAAGAUCACACUGAGUUAAGGCUGAGAAGCGGGGGGAAGAAAAGAAGAAAGAAGAGGUGUCGAAAUUUGGCGUAUAAAGACCAUGGAUGUCGCGCGUCAACUCUUAGUAUCUCAUACCAGCUUCGACAUCUCAUCAUCACCCAUCUCCCCAAUAAACACUUACCUUCGUGGAACCCAUUGCAAAAAUAUGCUUCUCAAGAACUUUGUUCUCCUCCUCACGGCUGAGCUCGCCGCUGCCGCUGCAUUCGGUCCUCCUAGGGACUACUCUCCCGAGGUGAUUAACCUUGAAGCCACCGAGCUCCAGCGCCGCGCCGCCUGCGCCGCCGCCGGCGUCGUCAACGGCCAGUGCGGCCGUUACUACCGCGGCACGGGCUGCAACGAUCAGAUCGGUGCCAACGGCCCUGGUAGAUGCAGCGGAACGUGCUGGAGUUCCUCCGAUGCCAUCGCCAGCAUCAAGGCUGUUGGCGACGGGACCUACGGCACCAACUGUCACUUGUACUACGACUCCAAUUGCCAGAGCCAGAUUGGAGAGACGGGGAACAUCAUCACUGGAGGAGGAAAGUGUUACACGCCUUCGGAUGGCAGGACUGGACACAGCUACUUGUGCUGGUACAGGUGCUGAUCUUCUGUUUGAUUGUGCUGGGGGGAAGUUGCUUCAUACUUUUCCUCAAAUAUCUGUCAGAUAUUUCACUCAUUUCUUCUUCUACCUUUGUUCAACAUGGCUCCAAGAUUCAUUCAAGUGGACCGGAUGCCAGCGCGAUCGUUUCAGAAAUCGGGGACAUGGAACUUUGAAAACUCCAGCAGGAUCCUUAGCUUUUGUU